GCAAAUAUUACCUUCUAAGCCCCUUUUCUUUCUCUUUAAACAACAAAAAAAAAAAACAAAGAAAAUCAUGAAGAAGAUCAAUUUGAUACUAAGGAAGUGCAAGAGCUUGUCAAGGCAACUUGGAAGAUCUUCAUCCUAUAGCAGCCUAAGGUCCAAAUCCACUAGAGAAGAUGUUUGGGUUGACAAGCAUGAAGAUGAAGAAGAGCUUGAAACUAUAUUCGUUGGAAGCACAAGAAAGCGAUAUGUGAUAAGCUCCAAGUACUUGAGCCAUCCUCUAGUUAAAGCUCUUCUCGAAAAGUCUAAGGACAAGCAUGGAGAGGAGGUUUUGGUGAUGAAAUGUGAGGUAGUUCUCUUUGACCACCUCUUGUGGAUGCUUGAAAAUGCUGAUCAUAAUAAUCUCAGCUUGGAUUCCUUGGAGGAAUUGGCUGAUCUCUAUGUUUUCUGAAAUGAAAACUCUUUUAUAAUUAAGCAAAAUAUUGCAGGAGGUUAUUGGUCUAGUCAUCAAGGGACAUGAUCAUUUCAAUUCUGUAUUCAUGUAAGGUAGUGAAUUAUAGACCAUAUUGAUUUCUUUAUGUUAAUAAUUCUCUUCUCUAACUCCAUAUUGAGUUUGUUGGAUCAAGUGCAGUCUAUGGUAAAGACCAUGAUUCAGUUACUUUGUAUACGUAUUCAUGGGGUUUUAUCUUGAUCCUCAAGCGUCAGUAAAUUUCCUCAAGCGUUUAUAUUUGCA
Molecule: messenger RNA, 727 nt
Organism: Hevea brasiliensis (rubber tree)
Lineage: Eukaryota; Viridiplantae; Streptophyta; Magnoliopsida; Malpighiales; Euphorbiaceae
Product: auxin-responsive protein SAUR77
Exons: 1
Coding region: 68-445 (125 amino acids)
Biological process (GO): response to auxin
Source: RefSeq, a predicted model, not a curated record